Pocillopora meandrina is the source of this 1719-nucleotide messenger RNA. NCBI's taxonomy places the organism in Eukaryota, Metazoa, Cnidaria, Anthozoa, Scleractinia, Pocilloporidae. The record is from the annotation of a GenBank genome assembly.
AUGGACGAUAACACCACGUGUCCUCCAACAGCGACCGUCCCUUCCACAGCACCGCCUCCAAAGAGCCAGGACACCACUCUGAACGUGAUUUUCUGGGUUAUCGCUGUUGUUUCCUUCACUUCCAAUUCGUUAUUUUGCAUUGUGCUUCUUAGAAAACGGUCCAUGCUACGGAAGGCCCAUAAUAUUCUACUGUUCAGUUUAGCAGUAGUAGACAUGCUAACUGGUGGGUUUCAUUGGCCGGCUCUGUAUGUUUUAUCAAGUUGCGCUUUCUUUUAACUCCCAAAAGAGACUAACAUGAAACUUCUCCCUGUAAUAUCUCUUAAUUAUUCAGCAAACAGGUGAUGAGAAUACUGACACUUAUUAGGUAGAUUUUUGUUAUCCUCAUCUAACAACAAAUUCUCAUAACUAAUUCACAAGGAAAUCUGUAACAGCUAGAGGGGAGAAUUGACAAUAAGAUAGUGGGUUAAUCCAUGCAGCUUACUCAAAUUUAGACUACACACCUGCCAAUCCCUGCCCAAUUUUUUAAGUCAAAAGCGUGACAUUCUCAUCCUCAGAGUGCUAGAUUUUUCGUGAAAACCCGAUCACUUCCGGAGAAAAGUGCGCUUAGUUGCCAGAGUUCCUCGCUUCCUAGGAAAAUACAAAGAAAGUCAUAAAAAAAGGGUUGAUAUCAAUAUUUGCAACAAUCUAUCUCCCAAUCAAGUCGUGUAACCUUUCGGGUAAGGGUAGUCACUCGGAAAGUAGUAUUGUCGGUGCCUGUUAAAGGUCUGGUCAACUUAAGUUUAAUUUUAAGUCUUCAACAGUGCUUUUCAGGGCUACUCUCACUCGGACGAUCCAUUUACACGAUUUAAUUUAACUCCGCUUUUGUAGCUACUCCCUAACCUGUACUCAUCAUUCUCCACAUCACUCUAAUUUCAAUUCGUAAACCGUUUAGGAGUGUUUCUCGUGGCUACUCCCGGAUAUGCCAUAUCCAAGUCUGACUACCCAGUCCCUCUCGGACUACGUGGUGAGAUUUUUUGCCGCCUGCUCGCCAACAGAUAUCUGCUGUUCGCAAUGGGAAAAGUUUCCAUACUUCUUGUGGCCUAUCUGGCUGUUGAACGAUGGUAUUGCGUGUUCAGGCCAAUCAGAUACAGGAAUCAGUUUAACAGAAAACGUAUCAUCAUAUCUGUUUUUAUCAUGUUUAUUGUGACGUGUGUUCUUUCCAUGAAUAAGCUUUUUGAAACAUGUCUCGUAGGUAAUAAGUGUGUUUCGAAGAAAGCCCCUUACGGCAAGUACGGCACUCGAGCCUUUAUUAUCACUUACAGUUUUGUGGCAUUUUACAUUCCUUGUUUGUUGACAUGGCUCACAUUUGCCCAUAUUAUGAUAAAUCUCCCAUCAUCCCCUGGGGAAAGCGUAGAAAAUGUGAACAAACGAAGGCGACAGAGAUUGCUUCUGCGCAUGUGUGCCUUAACAGCGGCCGCUUUGACAAUCUGUGUUUUCCCCUCACAAACCAUUUACGUUCUCAGUCCUUUCGGGAUCACUAAAAUUGGUAGUCCUGUACAUAAAGGGUUUAAUAUUCUUGUGUUUAUCAACUCUUGCGUGAAUCCGUUUAUCUAUUGUUUUACAAACAAAGAAUACAGGAAGGAGUUUAAAAGGCUCUUGGGGUGUAACAAAGGUUAUCAGGUAUCUCCAGAGACCGAGAUGGGACCAAAUCAUACUCAAGCAACUACGGCAAUGAAUUGA